This is a messenger RNA of Penicillium verhagenii, 738 nucleotides long. Its product is annotated as monooxygenase. Bases 1 to 738 code for a protein of 245 amino acids. NCBI's taxonomy places the organism in Eukaryota, Fungi, Ascomycota, Eurotiomycetes, Eurotiales, Aspergillaceae. Gene Ontology annotation, molecular function: FAD binding. The transcript has a single exon. The record is from RefSeq and is a predicted model, not a curated record.
AUGGGCUCACACUACCCGAUUUCUCUUGAUGGAAUCACUGCAAACUCCAUCCUCACGCCGACAGUAGCUCUCGCCAAGACAUGGACCGGAAAUCAUCAGCGCGUCUUCCUCGCCGGAGAUUCUUGUCAUCAGACAAUUCCCUCGGGCGGCUAUGGAAUGAAUAUGGGCCUUGCUGAUGCUUGGGAUCUUGGCUGGAAGCUCGCAGCCACUGUUCAAGGCUGGGAUGGCACUCACUUGCUGAAGACAUACGAACAGGAACGUCGUCCUGUGGCUGCGCUGAUGCAACACUGGAGCAAAAUGCACUUGAUAAAACUCAUGGGGCUUUCAACGGCUGUGAAAUUGGAUCCGGUCGUCAUCGAAUCCAUGCAUGAGCACGGCAUAGCUCUGCGUGAGGGGGUCGAUCAGUACGCUCAGUUAAACGAUGACCAUAACCAGAGCUUCGGCGUUGAAAUGGGUUACCGCUACGAGUCGAGUCUAGCAGUACUGAACGAGCAGGUGGAUGCUGAAAAGGCAGCACCACAGUUCGACUCAUGCCACUACAUCCCAGUUACGUUUCCUGGUUCGCGCGUACCGCACGUGGCUUUGUCGGACGGCAGCACCAUUUCCGAUGGAUUCGGGAAAGGCUUCACCAUGGUCGUGUUUCUGCAGAAAGAAGUAGUAGCAGCCGGAGAACAAUAUCAGGUGCCCAUCGCACUGGCCAAUUUUGAAGAAGCAGCACGCAAGCACAGUAUUCCUUGA